GUUUACAUGCUUCGAAUGAUUUUGUUGAUUCAGUAAUUUAUUGAUAAACAGAUUAAGAUGAAGGGUCACUAAAGUCCCGAUUUAUUAUGCAUGGUAAUCAUGGUAUUCAGUUUUGCACGAUAUGACAUGAGUGACACAGAAACAUUUGAAAAUAGUUUUAAGAAGUAAUUACGAUGGUUAUUAUGAUUGCGAUUUCUGAUACAGUUGUUGUCAUUCUACGGCUUACACCGUGAGAUAAUGUACUGAUUCAUCUAUCCAGUCAGUUGUCUUGUAAAUAUGAAAUGAUCCUUCCUCGAAUAUAUCACGAAUCGAUUAGUGACGUAUGACAAAUUAUUUAACACUUGUCGCUGAUAAAGGAAAUGGAGGUAAAUGAACAAUGGAAUGCUCUACCGUUCUAUUAUGUGACUUCACAGAGGUGGAUGCACGCAACCACACUGGAGGUGAAAACCUGUAGCUACAAUUCUGGGUUUGUUUGCUAUGUUUUCAAUGCAAUGAGUUUGGUUCGAGUAAGUCACAUUUUCUACUGCAUUAAGGUUGUGAUAUAACUCAAGUAGAGUCACUUGUUCCAUUUAGUGAGUGGUGGUGAGUAUCGUUUGUUGAUUCGAUUGAAAUGAAGAUGGAACUGUUGGUCAUUAUCGCAUAGUUUGAAACUCUCCAUUACUCUACAUUUAUCAGACCACGGUGUAUUCAGUUGUAGACUUGAAUUUAUCUUGAACCAUUGACGAGACUUCAUUUUUAUUGACAUAUCGCAAGCGCUAUUCAAUAAAAUACCUAAUGUGUUCACAAGUGUAGUAAUAUCCUAAUGAAAUACGUUGUGGGAAUGCUCAUAAUAUUGUGUAUGGAUAGCUUGCUAACCCAUAUGAUCAGUAAUAUAUUACGUUACCAUUCCUGAAUGGCCAUACAUUUUAUCUUUAGAACACCAUAGAAAUGUUAUUGUAAUGAUACUCUAACAAAAGACAAGAAACAUAAUAGCUGAGAAAAUAAAUGUCAAUCGACUAACUUGAAAUGCAUCUGUCACUCUACUUGUUAACGUCCUUUCGAAUUCCAUUGGUAUACUUCGAGUAUCUUCAUUUGGAUCAUCAUUGUUUACUUCAUCAAAAGGCUCUUCGUCUCGUACAACAGUUGGUUUGCUUUUGUUUUUAUGCGUCUCGGGUAAACAGCAUAUUAAAAGACAAAACGAUUUCUUGAAUUCGAUGUGAUUGUAUGUCUACACUGAUAUAUUUAUGUAUAAAUAUAAAAAGUACUCAUUAAUUAUUGACAUGCUUGAUAAUAUUACAAAUUCAAGAAUUUUUAAAAGCAAUUGUAAAUACAUUACUGAUCAGUUAAUAAAUAAUAUGGAUAAGGUGAUAAAUCCUAAAAGACAGGUUCUAAUAAACAAAUAAAGUGAAAUAUAUGGUUGUGGGGUUGAUGUUUAAUGAGAAGUCUAACAUAAAUUUCAGUUAAUAGUAAGGAAUGUAAAUAAGUACUUGUACGAUAGGUAAUGGAAUCGAUGAAAUCCUUCAAUGAAGUCCGAUAUUAAUAAUUAUAUUUGAAAUAAUAGAAUUAAAUUAUAAUAAGGGAACAUGUAUUAAAAUUAUGUAUAAACUCUCUUGUGAAUGGAAACUUUCUGAAAUUUUUUCAAGGUAAACUUUCUUAAUUUUGAGAAAGUAUUUGACAGCGUGGAUGGCAGAAUAUUAUGGAACACAAAGUAAAAAGCAACACGGAGAACACCAGCCCAAUCGCAUUUGAUAGAGAGACUCUGGAACCGGUGGAAAAUUUCAUGUACCUGGGCAGCAUCAUCGAUGAACGCGCAGGAUAUGAUGCACGCGUAACAGCGAGGAUUGGCCAGGCAAGGGCAGCAUUCCUACAAUUAAAGUACAUGUGGAACUCUUAACAACUGUCUGUCAACCAACACGAAAUUCAAACUAUCCAAUAUGAAAGUGAAGACAAUUCUACUGUACAGAGCUCAAACUUGGAGAACUACUACUAACAUCAUCAAAAACGUUCAAGUAUUUAUAAACAGUUUCAUACAUAAAAAACUGAAUUUCCGUUGACCGGAUACCAUUAGCAACAACCUACUCUGGGAGAAAACAAACCAGCUUCCAGCUGAUAUAGAAAUUAGGAAGAGACGUUGGUGGUGGAUAGGAUGUACGUCGAGGAAAUCACCAAACCACAUCACAAGGCAGACGCUAACUUGUAAUACUCAAGGGAAGCAGAAAAGAUGAAGGCCGAAUAACACACUACGUCGGGAAAUGGAAGCAGACAUGAAUAGGAUGAAUGGCAACUGAAAAUACUGGAAAGGAUUGCCCAGGACAGAGUUUGAUGGAGAGUGCUGAUGGACAGCUUAUGCUACUCUUUCAGGGAUAAUAGGGCGUAAGUAAGUAUAUAUUCGUGUAAGUAUAAAUGCCCAAUUAUGUUAACCUGAUUACAUCUAUAGGACGACAUUUAUGGAGACGUUGAGAAGCGCAGUAUAAGGAAUAUGUGAGUAAUAACAAGUUGUAAGGAGAAACGUCACGAUACUUGUUAAUGAAAUGUUUGAAGAUGUAGUUUUUGUCUGAUUAACAGAUAGACGGGAUAAUACGGUACAUUGGUUGUAUUAAAAAAAAACUCUUCAAGGAUGUCAUUAAUCAGAGAAGCAUAAACAAUUCUGUCUUAUCAGUCAUACUUCUUAAACAUUUGUGUCUCCUAAUUAGUGUUUUACGUGUUAUUAGCAAUUUUAUAUAAGCAUCUGUAAUAAAUAAUGUGUUUCCUUGUAUGGGAUGUUCUCAGUUUGUUUUGGAAUGUCAUCAAAAUAUUUAAUAAAAAUUAUAUUGACUUAGCCAGCAUUUGAAUUUUAAAUUCGCAAAUCCUCAUAUCUUAAAUAUGAAAUGGGAUUAAAUCCUCAACAUGUUUUAUGUACACCAGUUUAUUGUCGUUCUAACUGCUUUGUAAUCAAUAAGUUCUUAGUGCAAAUUCAUUGAUGUGGCAUUUUGAAUUGUCCUUCACCUAAUACAUUUGAAUCUCAAUAUGUUAAUUCUUGUGUAAGACAUAAAAAAAAUCUAACUGUCCUGCUGGAAUAAGUUGAUGUCAGUGAUUUAAAGCUUCUAUAAUAAAAAAAUUGUUAUAUCCCGUUAGCGGAAAUUUUAUAACUGACUUAUUUUACUUUCCUUUGUUUUUAUAAUAUAAAAUGCUUUAUCAUAGUCUUAUAUAAACAGACGAUAUGAUUUUCGCAACACUCAAUACAUACAUACGUACAUACAUACUGAACUUGUUAUUCUAUAUUGUCUUUUAUUAUUUUUUUCUUGACCAUUUGUAAAACAAACAGACUGUUUCGUGUCAAAUAGUAAAGGAUUUUUGCGAAUUUUUUAUUUGAAACAUUUAUUGCCCAAUAAGUUGUUUGUUGUUUUAUGAUAAAAGAAAAGAAAUGACGUGAAACACAACAUCUACAUGCCUAAAAAUCUGAUUAGAAAAACUUUCUGAAUACUUCAUUUGUUCGUAUAUCCAAGUCAACAUGAUAAAACGUCUUUUUUUAAUUAGAUAUUGUUGGAAUUUUUAAGGAUAAUAAAAAGUUGAAAUAAUGCAGUAGCAUAUGAUGCCUAUUUAUCACUUCGUUUAAUUCUGUAUUGUAAGAUAUUUUAGGAAGAAAGUUAAUUAUUGAUGUAUUUCGUGACAAUUUUUGGUAAACCAUAUAAUAAUAACUCCUGAACAAUUCAUUUUAAUAAUCUAGUUUCGAUAUAUUUACUAUAUCCCGCGUACGAGAUGGUAGUUGUGCACUGUUGAGGGAUCCCAUACACUAGGAAAAAACUGCCUUCCAAUGCUUCCAACUUUUCAAUGGUGGUCCAAUGUUUAUUCCAUUCAUAAUGUAUCAAUCUAAACUCAACAAUCUCUAUAACCCUAUACCAAAAAAUCUUAUUUAUUGAUAAAAAUUGUAUUGUUAAAGCUAUUUAAGAGCUUAUUCAUUAUGACCAAUAAGUGAAUAGUCGAUUUAACCAAUGAAAAACUACUCAGUCUGCUCAUCUACUUAAAUUCUAAAUAUAAAAUUUUAUUGUGACUUAAUUUUAAUAACACAGUAGGAAAACAAUUUGAACAAUACGAAAUAUUUCGGGAUAAGUUUAGUCAUUCUGCAGUUAAACUCAUUUUGUUCAUCAUCCAAACAAGAACAUUGCUAGUUUCACAGUAUAUAUUCUUUCCUUUGUCAUGGAUGACAAAAGGCCUGAUACAGGUCGUGUUAACGCGAAAUGUAAAUAUAUCAUGCUUCUUAUGAUUAUGACAGUCACAUUAUACCUAUCAAUUGAACUAUGUCUUUUCACAUCAGAUCAAUAUGUAUUUUACAAUGCUGUGACGGAACAAGGCCUACCAUAUUUAACACGUCAAGAAAGACAUAAAUAUGCAAAUCUAUCAGUUGAUGAUAAAAUAAAACUAAGAGCUGCACAAAAGAAAGCUGCUACACUAGAGUCUACUACAAAUGCAGUCAGAAUAACAUUAGGCUUAAUUUCAAUGUUAAUAAUUGGCUAUAUAUCAGAUAGACAUGGUCGUCGUGUUGCUAUAGGUAUUCUACUCUUUGGAGAAUUUUUACAUAUAACAACAGUGUCUUUAAUAGUAACAUUUAAUUUGAAUGUAUGGAUAUUACUCCUUGCUGGUUUUUUUGAGGCUUUCUUCGGUGGUGGUCUUUUAUCAAUUUAUGCUCAAGUAGCAGCAAUUGUGGUUGACAUAAUACGAAUUUCACACGCUAAAAAAGAUCUGACUGUUACAACGGAAAAGAUUAGCCAUGAUACAUGGAUUUGGUUUACUGUGUUUGAAUCUAUAGCUUUACUAUGUUCAUCAAGUGGCAGCCCGAUCGGAGGAACAUUAAUUUAUCAAUUUGGUUUCAACGCUGUGAUUAUCACAGGUGCAAGUUUAUUUGUACCAAGUUUAAUAAUUUUAUGCAUUUUCCCGGAAACCAAUAAUACAUAUGGAUCACCUAUUAAUGUUGAAGAUAAUAAAGACAAUGAUUUUAAUGAAGCUCAUACAAUUGAAAUUCAACCUGAAUGGAAAGAGAAAUUCAUUAUGCGAAUAAAAAGUGUAGGACAUUUGGAUCCAAUCUUAAUUGUAAUUAUAAUAAUUAUCGUACUCCUAGCGAUCGGUGCUAUGGCAGAUCUUCAUUACAUUGUUAUCUAUCUCAUGGGUUCACCAUUCUUGUGGAAUCCUCAACAAGUAGGAAUAUAUAUUGGUCUCAGUGAUUUCAUAUCAUCUGUUUUGGGGAUUACAUAUACAAUUAUUGUUGUUAAAAUUCGUGAACGAAAAAGUAUGAAACAAAAAUUAGAAACAAAUGGUAAUCAUACAUCUCAAGAAGAACAUAAAAAUGAUAAAUCACGAAUAGUAUUUUUACGGAAUAUGAGAUUACUGAUCUUUACAUUGGCAGGUACUUUAUUAUUAAUGAUAAUAAACAAAAUAAUGAUGGGUAUUGCACAUCAGUUCACACAACAAACAGCAAGUACUAUUGCUUAUAUGGCUGCUAUUCCUCGACUAUCAAAAAGUUUCAUCUCACCCGUUGCACGCUCAAUGUUUGCACUAUGCACACCACCAAACAAUCAAGGAAUGAUUCAGUCAUUUGGAGGAUUCGUUGCUCGUAUUGGAUUCGUCAUUAGUUUUAUCAGCUUACCAGCUGUAUAUGCAGUCACUGUUACUAUAUUUCCUCCGAUUGUAUUUCUUGUUGUUAGUGGAAUCUUGCUUCUAACAAUCAUAAUUGAUCUGUCACUACUACCACUUCUGAAAACAAGCAAAGUUCAUCAUUAAGAAGAUGGAAAUAUCCAGUUAACGAACUGAAAGCUAACGAAUAUUUUUUAUCAGAAAAUCCAUCCGAUAUAGUUUACCUGAGAUUUUACAAUCAUAUCCAGAAAUUUUAUUUGGACAAAUAUAUAUAAAUAUAUAUAUUUUCGGUGAUAAACUGUAUUAUAAAUACUUUCAUGAAGCUUCUGCCUUGUUCCUAUUUAUAAGUACUUCAGCUCUGUUUGAUCAAAUAUAUUCUUUACCUUGAUGAAAGCGAAUUUAUACAAUUUGGAAACAUUUUUAAAAGCAUUUCUAGCAAUCAUAAUUGUAACUAACCUGCGAUGAUUGGCACUCAUAAUUUUGUUUGUAAUAAUGAUGCAAUAGGUCUAUAAUAUUUAUGUUCAAAUGUAAUUAUCCUUCAACUCACAAAAAGACCAUUUACUAAACUUUGUUUAAACCGGUUUGUUUAAAAGCAGAUUAGUGAGCUUCUUUUAAAAAAGGUUUUCACUUAUAACUUGAAAUUUGAAUUACUAUUUGAUUGUAGUGACUUGUGUAACGUCAAUUAAUAUCGCGAUAAGUGUCAACAUUUUAAGUGACUAUCAUAAAUGAAUGUUAUGAAAUG
Molecule: messenger RNA, 6328 nt
Organism: Schistosoma bovis
Lineage: Eukaryota; Metazoa; Platyhelminthes; Trematoda; Strigeidida; Schistosomatidae
Source: the annotation of a GenBank genome assembly